Trachemys scripta elegans is the source of this 1080-nucleotide messenger RNA. RefSeq names its product FXYD domain containing ion transport regulator 3 (gene FXYD3). Gene Ontology annotation, biological process: regulation of sodium ion transmembrane transporter activity. Gene Ontology annotation, molecular function: sodium channel regulator activity. Bases 657 to 923 code for a protein of 88 amino acids. Lineage: Eukaryota; Metazoa; Chordata; Testudines; Emydidae. The transcript is spliced from 8 exons. The record is from RefSeq and is a predicted model, not a curated record. Gene Ontology annotation, cellular component: membrane.
CUCACUCCGACCAGCAGCCCACCGGCCCAGCCCUGCUGGUGUCCCUCACUCCCACCCCUCAGCCCCUGCCAGCCCAGCCCUGCCCUGCCAGCGCUCCUCACUCCCAACCUGCAGCCAUUGCUCGCCCAGGAAUCCCUCAUUGAAUGUUGACUUCUAGCACGCUGCAUAAUCCUGCAAUUCUGUUACCCACAACCAGCCAGGAACUCAUGGCCCCCCGACCCCACUCCCCUCACAGAGCCAGGGCAAGAACCCAGGAGUCCCAGCCGCCCCUGCUCUAACCCACCAGACCCCACUCCCCUCACAGAGCUGGGGAGAGAACCCAGGAGUCCUGGCUCCCACUCUGACGCUUUGCAGCACUGACACACGAGAGGGGACCACGCAGAGACCUCCACACUCGUCUCCCUGGUGCCUAGCCCCCGAGGAGCUGCCCGAUCCCUGCUGCGGUGCCCAGAUUGGCUCCUUGCUGGCUGAGGCUGAGAAUCUAGGCUCAACCCUUCCUCCCGCCCCCAGCCCAGGCAGCCAGACCUGUCCCCACCUGCCUGGGUGUGGUCUGGGCCCUGCCCUACUUAACCAGCUGAGCCAGGGGAGGGCUGAACUGUGCUGCCUGUGCCUAGCUGUUCUGCCCUGGGGACCCACCACCCAGUUUCGGUUCCAGGAUGCAGCCAAUCACCACCGGCCUCCUGCUGCUCUUGGCAGCGUUUCCUGUCCUGAAAGCUGAACACCCCAUGGAUCCAGCAAGCCCCUUCACUUAUGAUUGGAAGCGCCUGCGACUCGGAGGGCUGAUCGCCGCUGGCGUUCUCUGUGCCCUGGGGAUCAUUGUGCUGCUCAGUGGAAAAUGCAAAUGCAAAUUUAACCGCAAAGCCAGCCGGCGGCCGAAUGAGCCCCUUCACCUCGUCACCCCCGGCACCGCCAGUAACUGCUGAACCACGAUGGUCCCAGUGCCAGGUCUCGCCCAGGGCGUUGGCUCCUUGCUGGGACGUCCCAUCCCCCCAUCCCCCGAUCUGGGGAAGCAGGAGGGGGAGAAGUUUUUUAACUGAACUUUUCAUUCUGUGGAAUAAAAGUCUCCUGACCUUGAAACUC